Phaethon lepturus (White-tailed tropicbird) is the source of this 4882-nucleotide messenger RNA. RefSeq names its product RIMS-binding protein 2-like. Gene Ontology annotation, biological process: neuromuscular synaptic transmission. Gene Ontology annotation, molecular function: protein binding. The record is from RefSeq and is a predicted model, not a curated record. The transcript is spliced from 22 exons. The annotation marks the transcript as partial. NCBI's taxonomy places the organism in Eukaryota, Metazoa, Chordata, Aves, Phaethontiformes, Phaethontidae.
CCACUGAGACCUGCCUCUGAAGGACAUGAAAAUUUCCCUCCACAAAAUGCGAUAACAGACCAAGAGAGCAGCCAACAGAUAGAACAGCUGGAAUUUGAACUCAAGAAAAAGCGCAAAAAAUGUGAAAACCUUGAGCAUGAAGUGAGGAAAAAGCAUAAAAGAUGCAAAGAACUGGAGAUCCAGCUGCAGGAGGUACAAAGUGAAAAUGCACGACUGGCCGAAGAGAACUUGCAGCUGAACGAGAAGGCUGGAUGGGCAGGACAGGUUGAAUCUGAGAAUGCUGACCUGAAACUGCAGGUUGUUUUGGUUACUAAGGAACGGGAUUCAGUAAUUCAGACGAAUCAAGGACUCCAAACCAAGCUGGAGAAUCUAGAGCAGGUGCUGAAGCACAUGAGAAAUGUGGCUGAGCGAAGGCAGCAGCUGGAAGUCGAGCACAAGGAAGCGCUGCUAGUCCUGCAGGAGAAGCAAGAGGAAGUCAGACGGUUGCAGCAGGCACAGGCAGAGGCAAAAAGAGAACAUGAAGGAGCAGUACAGCUUCUAGAGGCCCGGGUGAAAGAUCUUGAAGACCAGUGUCGCAGUCAAACAGAGCAGUUCAGCCUCCUGUCUCAGGAACUCAAACAAUUCCGGCUUCAAACAGGAAAGAUCGACCUUCUUACCUCUACGCUGGUGACUUCUGAACUUCCUCUUGCUCUGUGCAGCUCUACCCCACAGCCCCACUGGGAGAAGGAAUCGACUGUUCCUGGAUUGCUCGCUCACCAGAGCGCAAAGAAGGUUCACAAUGAAGAGACUGAUGAGUUGGAGUCAUCCCAGCAGGCACCUGAUGCCACUGUUGGCUCCUCAGUUGCUCCUGUCAGUUCUCAGAAACAAGCCAAGAAAGUGGAAUCUCAGUCAAACUCUUCAAAAUCAGAAUCUAUGCAGAACAGUCCAAAAUCUUGCCCAACUCCAGAGGUGGACACUGCAAGUGAAAUGGAAGAAUUGGAUGUUGACAGCAUCUCUCUGAUGCCAGAGCCGGGCAGCCAAGGCCCUGCAAAGCUCCAGGUGUUCUUAGCUCGAUACAGCUACAAUCCUUUUGAUGGACCUAAUGAAAAUCCAGAGGCAGAGCUUCCGCUGACUGCUGGAGAAUAUAUUUACAUCUAUGGAGACAUGGAUGAAGAUGGCUUCUUUGAAGGGGAGCUGAUGGAUGGCCGGCGAGGGCUGGUCCCCUCCAAUUUUGUUGAGCGAGUUUCAGAUGAUGACCUCAUGACGUUUCUGCCUUCGGAGCUGAAUGAUCUCACCCAUAGUUCAUACCAGGAGAAAAGCUUUGUCAGUGCAAGCACAAGCAGUGGAGAUAAGAGUGAUUUCUCCAUUGAAGAAGGUAGCAUCAGUCCAUUGGCCAGUAGAGCAGAAGGAGACCAGGAGGAACCUGUUAGUCAUACAGCAGUGCCUUACCCAAGAAAAUUGACUUUGAUCAAGCAGCUUGCCAGAAGCAUAGUUGUAGGCUGGGAAGCACCACUUUUGCCAGCUGGCUGCCCAGACAUACAAAGCUACAACAUCUAUGUGGAUGAAGAGCUACGUCAAAACGUGAAGAGUGGCUUUCAGACCAAAGCCGUCAUUGAAAAGCUGGAUUUAAAGACGAAGGCUUACCGUGUAUCUGUGCAGAGUGUGACAGAGCAAGGCAGUUCUGAUAAACUGCGAUGUACUUUCUUUGUGGGGCAAGACUUUUGUGUGGCACCAGCUAUGCUGAAGGUCAGAAGCGUCACUGCCACAUCAGCAGAGGUCAUGUGGCUUCCCUGCAACAGCAAUUACAACCAUGCUGUGUAUCUCAAUGGGGAGGAAUGUGACAUAACAAAACCUGGGGUCUACUGGUACACUUUCCGCAACCUGCAGCCGAGCACUCAGUAUGUUGCCAAGCUGGAGGCCCGGCCCUUGAAAACACCUUGGGAAGAGGUCCCAGCGGGACAAGAGCAGAACUCAGCUGUGAUACACUUCACUACCCCACUAGCAGGCACACCUGAUGCUCCUUUGGAUGUCCAGGUAGAAGUCGGCCCCUCACCAGGUAUCCUCGUUAUCAGCUGGUUACCUGUCACCAUUGAUGCUGAAGGAUCUUCCAAUGGAGUUCGCGUCACUGGUUACGCUGUGUAUGCGGAUGGACAGAAGGCAAUAGAAGUUACUUCCCCAACAGCUGGGAGUGUCCUGGUGGACUUGUCCCAGCUUCAGAUGUUCCAGGUGUGCCGGGAGGUUUCUGUGAGAACAAUGUCUCUGUAUGGGGAGUCAGUGGAUUCAGUUCCAGCCCAGAUUUCCUCAGUCUUGCUGCGAGCAUCUCAACGCUCUUCACCUUCAGCUUCUGCAGUCACUUUUAUCUCUAGACUUCCCCGUGGAGAACUGAGGGGCUUUCUGCCUGCACACAGCCCACCCAUGCACCAGACGGCUGCACACCUGCUUCAACAAAAAGUUCCUACUGAUAGCUCAGAUGCCAAAUUGACUGAUCUCUCCUCCAGCCACGACAGCUCAGCACGAUCUCUGCCAGAGAAAGCCUCUUCACUGCUGCACCUCUCCUCUCCCAGUGCUUCCUUGGUGCAGGUUUUAGGCACUUCCCCACAGGGAUUGGACACUGCGCAAGACAAGAAAUGCCUGACUGUGCCAACUCAGCAAGCUGGCAGCACAGUGCUCCCUGGUGAGGGCACAGAGCCUGUCCCUUCAGGGGAAGUAGAAUUGCAAGGCCUGGGCAAAGGGCUGGAGGUGCAGGUGGAGCCACCUGUAACCAAAGCACCAGAGCUGGGAAGCCCAUCUAACAGUAGUCUGAAGAAAUGUAUGGAGUCCUGCCAUUCAUGCUCUGUGGAAGAGUCACCAAGAGAUCCCAAUGCUGAACGAGAAAAAGAGGCAAAAGAGAAGCACUUGAACACAGAGCCUCUGCCCUCCCCUAGCCAAGCUGAGGGGACAGAGGGCACCUCCCGAGAUACAAGCAGGGGUGGGAGCAGCUGCCAGGAGUUCCUGAGGUUGUCCACUGGCAAGGAGGUGAUGAAAGAAAUGUCCAGAGUGAAAAGAGAGCAAGAAGAAAAAGUGUCUGACAUGGGAAGACGACAGCUGAUGCUUUUUGCUGAGCACAACCGUAGUUCUGACCUUUCAGAUAUUUUGGAAGAGGAGGAAGAGGAUGAACUAUCUUCAGAAGCUCUGGAAGAGAAGAAAUGGGAUCAGAGAGACACAUGUUACCGGGAGAAUGGGGAAAAGAUGGAUCUUUGUGAUACUGACAGCGAUGAGGAGAUUCUGGAGAGGAUACUAGAGCUCCCGCUUCAGAAGAACCACAGCAAGAAGUUGUUUAGCAUCCCUGAAGUGACUGAGGAUGAGGAGGAAGAGGAGGAUGAGAAAUGUGUUACGGAGGAAAAGGCAAACCCUCAAGACUCCUUGGAAACACUUACCUACCAUUCAGGAAGGACAGAGAAGCCGCUCCACAUCAACGAGCCAUUUCUAAAGGCAGAUGGGAGUAAUAUCUCCAUGGAUCUGUCUGCUCAGACUCCGCAGGAGGAGCAUGGUGUUAAGGACAGCAGAGGAGAUGCUGAUCAUGCGAAUCCUGCCUUUGUCCAGCUGGCCUGGAGUCAGAAGAAAGCAAACUGGAGCUGGGGCUACCAGGAGAAUGAUCCGAAGUCUGGGACUGGGGCAAGUCCUGCUUGGAGCAAGAAGAAGGGAAAUAAUUAUCGAGAGAAGAUCCGGAGUCAACCAGAGAUGGGUAGGAAGAAACAGAAUGAUUUAACAGAGCACUGCAGUCGUCUGCUGGGCAACUGCAGCCAGAUGGGAGGUGGGUUAUACAGAGCUCCUAGCCUCAGGGAAGAGCUGAACAUUGUGAGCAGUGCUAGUGGUAAGGAGGGGUUUGAUAUGUACAGUCGUGCCAGACAAGGCACCUUACGAAAAAAACACAGGAAAGGAAUAGCUUCAGGGUUUGCAGAACCUGCUGUGAUGACAACACACUGCUCCAGCUCCAGGAGCCUGGAAAUAGACAUUGAGUAUGACUCUGAAGAUGAUCAGGAUUCAACCUGUGCAUCCCCCCCUGAGAGCAGGCUGUGGCCGGAAAGGUCCCAGAGCUGCCAAGGGGACUGGAGUGAUUGUUCUAGUCAAUCUGAGGUUGCUCACAUGGAUGGCAGAAGGGGCCUGACCAGACUGGAGAUGGUGGAAGAGCAGGGUGUGGAGUGGGCUGGGUCUCCAAGCCGGCGCCUGCGAUUCUUCUGCCGGGAGAAGGAAGCACUGAGAUGUGAGAGCAGUUCUGAGGAGCAGGGCUGGGAACUGGACUGUAAGUCACCUGGCUGGAGAAGGAGGCUCGAACAUCCUUCGAAGGGGAUACAUAGCACCUCCUUGCACAAAAGGGCGUCCGGUAAUAAAGAUCCUAGGGGCCAGGAGCUGCCUGGCGCAGCCGCCUGGCAGGCUCCUAGCAGAAGAGGAAACAAGAGCAUAAGAAGAAGCCAAAUGCAGCUCUCUAGUCCAGGUCCUCCAAGGAGCGCUGCUUCAGAAAUCUCUAUUAAAGAUGAUGGCAUUAGAAUAUUUGUGGCUCUCUUUGACUACGAUCCCGUUUCUAUGUCUCCUAAUCCUGAUGCAGCAGAAGAGGAGCUCCCAUUUAAGGAGGGACAGAUCCUGAAAGUAUGUGGAGACAAGGAUGCUGAUGGCUUUUACAGGGGUGAAUGUGCGGGAAGGGAGGGGUACAUUCCCUGCAACAUGGUAUCAGAAGUUCAGGUGGAGAAUAAUGAAAUCAAGAAGCAGCUCCUAAAGCAAGGGUUCCUGCCUGCUGACACACCGAUGGAGAGCAUAGGAAAUGGCACAUUUUCUUCACCUCCACGCCGCCAAACCGUCCCUCCUCCAAAACCCAGACGCUCCAAGAAAGGGCUGGAUAAACAGGAGAAGUACAAGUCUCAUCCAG